GUCUUAGAACCACGUUAUCAAAGAUCUAAGAGGCAAAUCCCAUUUGAGUAUUCCAACACCAGGAUGAAAGAGAUACAAGGACGAAAUUAGAGACCUUGACAAAAGUUUCAACCUGACUUCAGCUAGUUUCUCACAAGCCAUCUCAAAGAAAAUUGAUGAAAGGAAGAGUUUAUCUGCUCUCAGGCUGCUAAAAGCUAAGAAGUCAGAAAGAACGAUCCGCAAAACGAGGAUCAACUUCAUCAAGGAUAAGAAUAAGGACAGAACAGAGUUAAAGGAGUUUCUCAAGAAGAUACAUGAUGAUAGCCCUGAAAAGAUACUCGAAUCUCCACAACUAAAUGAUAAUCAAGCUUCAAUAGCUUCUCUUGUUCAAAAACCUGGCGUCUCUUCAUUCUCGCAUCGAUAUAUGUGUGCUUUCGGAGCAAAUACAACAAAAGGACUAGUUCGUAAUUACAAUGAAGACAAGAUAUCAGUCUCGAUACAGGCAAACCCUCCUUCAAAUUUCAAGGGAGAAUGGCCUGAGGUUCAUUAUUUUGGAAUUUAUGAUGGCCAUGGAGGUAGUCAGUGAUCAGAUUUCCUCAAGAAAAAUCUGCACAACCUUAUUCUAACUCACCCAAAGUUCCUAUCAAAUACUAAGGAAGCGAUCCUUGAUGGAUUCGAAGAGGCAGAGAGAUUAUUUCUGAUAGAGUACGAGAGCAGCUCUUCUGAUGAAGAAAAUAAUCCUAAAGCUCCUAUUGUAAGAUCUUUCACUGAUAUUCACAACAAGAAAAAGAAGGCAUCAGGAAGCUGUGCAGUCAUUGCCAUCUUCAUCAACACUCAAGUCUUUGUAGCCAAUGUAGGGGAUAGUCGAGCAAUUCUUAGUUAUAGUAAAUAAAAACAACUUGAGAAAAAUAAAACAGCUUACCAUUGACCAUAAGCCUGACAACAAAACAGAAAGAAGAAGGAUUAAAGAUAAUGGAGGAAGAGUUUACCGAUCAAAAAAUCGAAACAAGGAUCUUUCCUGAGAAAAACCCCAGAACACUCCUAAAGGUCCUCUCAGAGUCUAUCCAGGAAGACUCUCUGUCUCAAGAGCAUUAGGAGAUUUUAAAGCAAAAACAGAUGAAACUGGCGGAAAUUCCAAAGUUCUAAUAGCAGUUCCAGAUAUAAAAGUCUUUACAAUUAAUCCUAAUAUGGACUUGAUGGUGAUGGCCUCCGAUGGCCUAUUUGAAAAUCAGACUAACAAAGGCAUUAUCAACCAAGUUUACAGCAUAACCAAUAAAAGCAUUCCAAAGAGCCAAAAGACUUUAGAGACUUCUGAACAGUCUAUUAAUUAUGAGCCAAAUGAGACUACUUUUAUUGAAAAGAGUGAUAUUAGAGCAAAUCGUUCAUUCAAAACCUGCGCUCCAACUCGACUGAAAUCUAAGAGUACACCUAGUAUUCAUACUUUAAUGGGGAAGAUAACCAACCAGCUGAUGACGAAUAGUUUAUUCAAGGGCUCUAAGGACAAUAUUUCUUGUAUCGUGAUUGCAUUCAAAAACUACAUCAUAAAGCCGUCAGAAUCUUUGAAAAAGAUAGAAACAUUCACUUAUGAGAAUGAAUCAACUAGAGAUAAUGAAAUACCCUUAACCGCCAAAGUUACAACUAUUCUGAAAGAUGAAACAAAGAUAAGCUCGAGAUGCUUUAAGAGGCCUUCCUCAAAGAACCAGAAGAAGAAAUACCUAAAAAUCAGAAAGGCCUUUACAACAAAUUUAGAGCCUCUGGCAAUUAACUAGGCUUAAUAGUCUGGGCAUUAGAUAAUAUUUAGGAAAUUUCAAUAAAUUUU
Molecule: messenger RNA, 1798 nt
Organism: Moneuplotes crassus
Lineage: Eukaryota; Ciliophora; Spirotrichea; Euplotida; Euplotidae
Source: the annotation of a GenBank genome assembly